This is a messenger RNA of Postia placenta MAD-698-R-SB12, 2088 nucleotides long. RefSeq lists its product as hypothetical. Gene Ontology annotation, molecular function: ubiquitin binding; ubiquitin protein ligase binding. The transcript is spliced from 7 exons. Bases 1 to 2088 code for a protein of 695 amino acids. Gene Ontology annotation, cellular component: nucleus. NCBI's taxonomy places the organism in Eukaryota, Fungi, Basidiomycota, Agaricomycetes, Polyporales, Adustoporiaceae. Gene Ontology annotation, biological process: ubiquitin-dependent protein catabolic process. The record is from RefSeq and is a predicted model, not a curated record.
AUGACGUCCGCGUGUACGCGUCUCAAUGGAGAGAGGCCUGUGUUUCGCCUGCCACAAUCUCUACCGCAACCACCACGUCCCGUAAAUAUGUUGAUUCGAAUUAGAUCAAAGGACGGGAAUUCUCGAUUCGAGUUCCCGCCGACAGCUGAUAUAUCAGAGCUCGCGGCGAAGAUACUUGAGACGGCGACCAACGCCGAUCCUGAGACGCUGACCAUUUCCGAUCGCCCACGCGGUAACGAGACACUUGUGUCGACCUUGCGGGGGAACAAUCUCCAGACCCUUGGUCUCAGUCAUGGCGCACUGUUAUUUGUAUCCUACAAGGAACGCGCAGAGGAACAACGUACAACUGCCGCGACAGCCGAGGCCACAGUACUUGCGCCAGCGUCUGGUAGUGCGGCUCAUCGCCCUUGGGAGUCCGUGAAGGAGGAUCCUGUGGACGCCUUCUGGCGCUCCAAAGACGGCAAAAUCCCUCGCGGACGUGAUGCUAAAUUUUGCAAGCAUGGUGCGAAUGCCAUGUGCGACUAUUGCAUGCCUCUUGAGCCAUACGAUGCUGCUUACCACACCGAGCACAACAUCAAGCACUUGUCAUAUCAUGCGUAUCUUCAGAAAGUCACCCCCAAGGUGUCAGCCGCCACGUCGUCGACUGCGCUGCUUCCUCCACUAUCCCAAUUGUCCUACAAGGUCAAGACUCCGUGUCCCAGUGGGGGUCAUCCGCCAUGGCCCGCUGGUAUCUGUACGGCUUGCCAACCUUCCGCUAUAACCUUACAGAGUCAGCCCUUCCGUAUGGUCGACCACCUUGAAAUCGCUUCCGCGGACAUCAUUGACCGAUUCCUGCAAGCAUGGCGGAUGACCGGGUCUCAACGGUUUGGAUGGCUCAUCGGCCGUUAUGAGCCGUAUGAUAAAGUUCCCAUGGGUGUCAAGGCGGUGGUAGAGGCCAUCCAUGAACCCUCACAAGAAGGCGAAACCGAUGGCCUGACACUGGGCUUGCCAUGGGAAGAUGAGCCUCGUAUCCGUGUCUUGGCGGCCGCUGCAAAUCCACCACUGCAAAUAGUGGGUUACAUUUUUACAGAUCUAGAGCCGUUACCAGAAGACAGGACCAAAAACAAGUACAAGCGCCAUCCACAAUCAUUCUAUCUGUCAUCGCUCGAGGCUAUCUUCACCGCUCAUGUACAGAACACCAACCCAACUCCUUCAAAGUCCUCCACAACUGGUCUCUUUGCGUCCCGUAUGGUGACGGCUAUAUUGACCGGCACGGAGGACGGUGGCGUAGAUGUUUCUGCGUACCAAGUCUCAGAACAGGCUUGUGCUAUGGUGGAGGCAGACAUGAUCGAGGCUAGUGUUGAUCCUGGUAUUGUCCGAAUCAAGGAGGAGGAUCGUAAUCACGAUACAGCACGAUAUGUGCCGGACGUAUUCUUCCGGUAUAAGAACGAGUACGGUUUGGACGUACAGAAAAGUGCAAAGCCUUCUUUCCCGGUGGAAUAUCUCAUGGUCAAUGUGUCCCAUGGCUUCCCCCAAAACCCAUCACCGACAUUCCACUCUACAGCAUUCUCCAUUGAGAAUCGUCCUGGUGUGGAGAGUCAGAGUACCGACAGCGUGAUUCGCGAACUUUCUCGUCUUCGAGCGCCGGACAUACCUGAGAGCACUUUUGGUGGUGACCCGCACCUCCGUAGUGCCUUAGCCAAGUGGUUGAGCGACUGGCAUCUUAUAUCAUUUCUGGGAACAACACAGCUGCUAUCACAGGAUGAUAUGAAGGUUCUCUUGAACGUUGCUACAUCAUCCAAUGUCGACGACCCGGGAGUUCUUGAUCCUCUGAUUCGGACGGAAGGGUGGCAAACAUUGAUGACCUUCACGCGUGAAAUGGCUCCCGCUCGUCCGGACACAUCGGCACCCUCGGCGCCUUCGCACACGGCGAUGAACGAAGACAUCCCGCAGGAGAUCUACGACCAGAUAGCAAGAGAGGAAGCUGGCUAUGGGAGCGGCGGCGGCGGCGGUUCUAGUGCCGCCGGCAACGUGCGUAUCUGCCCUCACUGCACUUUUGAGAACACGCAUGGUGGCAAUGAUUGCGAAAUUUGCGGGCUGCCAUUGUAA